Colletotrichum lupini is the source of this 564-nucleotide messenger RNA. RefSeq lists its product as uncharacterized. The transcript has a single exon. The record is from RefSeq and is a predicted model, not a curated record. Bases 1 to 564 code for a protein of 187 amino acids. Lineage: Eukaryota; Fungi; Ascomycota; Sordariomycetes; Glomerellales; Glomerellaceae.
AUGCAUAACCCCUGUAACCAGAGAGCGUCCCAGACCCAGAUUCUGCGUGAAAUCAUAGUGAACAUUCGAGACCCUAUUACUAUUGCCAGCAUAGGAGCUAUGAACCCCCGUAGCCUCAAGGCGCACGUAGACCGCGCCAUCGAACAAAGCAGCAACGAGCACAUCCGCAAGCUCAAGACCGUGUCCGCCAAUCAACUCAAGAGCGGCGACUUGAGCGUCAAGACAGCAACGACAAAAGACAUAGAGGCCCUCCGGCAGUUUGCCAAGGACUGGGAAAACCACAUCGGCAACGGGGCCGCCGUGAGGAUCCCAACCUACGGAGUGCUGGCGCACGGCAUCAGAACCAGCUCCAUGAACAUAGAUCGCUUUACAGAAAUCAGAGACGACCUGCUGCAGGACAACAAAGCAUUCAUCCCCAGAGCGGAUAUCAAAUACGUAGGCUGGCUGACCCAAUCAGCCAGCAAAAAGACGGCAUCAUUAGUGGUCGUGGAGCUCUCAAGGGCAGAAGACGCCAACAAACUAAUUGACGAGGGACUCAUCUGGCAAGGCCAGGUGUUCCAAUAA